Molecule: messenger RNA, 5107 nt
Organism: Sus scrofa (pig)
Lineage: Eukaryota; Metazoa; Chordata; Mammalia; Artiodactyla; Suidae
Gene: TMEM255A
Product: transmembrane protein 255A
Source: RefSeq, a predicted model, not a curated record
AGGAGAGGAGGGAGGGAGUAGAGGGGAAGGGAGGGGGAGGCGGCACUUGGGCUGCAGCUUGCAACCAGAGGCAGUCUCUCUCAGCUCUCGGGAGGGACGGGGAGCAGCAGCCGCGGAGUAGGAUGCUCUGCGGGGCGCCCUGAGCCGGGGGCGCGUGAAGCAGCUUUGGGGGCCGGGGCCGGGGCCACAGGGCAGCUUUCACCAUGCAUCAGUCCCUGACUCAGCAGCGGUCCAGCGACAUGUCCCUGCCGGAUUCCAUGGGAGCCUUCAAUCGGAGGAAAAGAAACUCCAUCUAUGUCACCGUGACUUUGCUUAUUGUGUCCGUAUUAAUACUCACGGUGGGCCUCGCUGCAACCACCAGGACCCAGAAUGUGACUGUUGGAGGUUACUACCCAGGAGUUAUUCUCGGCUUUGGAUCAUUCCUCGGAAUCAUCGGAUCAAACCUCGUAGAGAACAAACGGCAGAUGCUGGUGGCUUCCAUCGUCUUUAUCAGCUUUGGUGUGAUUGCAGCCUUCUGUUGUGCGAUAGUCGAUGGGGUCUUUGCUGCCAGACACAUUGACCUGAAACCACUCUAUGCUAACCGGUGCCACUAUGUCCCCAAGACAUCCCAGAAGGAAGCUGAGGAGGUCAUAAGUUCCUCAACCAAAAAUUCUCCUUCCGCGAGGGUUAUGAGGAACCUUACCCAGGCAGCUCGAGAGGUGAACUGCCCUCACCUCAGCCGUGGAUUCUGCACACCUCGCAUCCGGGGCAACACCUGCUUCUGCUGUGACCUCUACAACUGUGGCAACCGGGUGGAGAUCACCGGUGGCUACUACGAGUACAUCGACGUCAGCAGCUGCCAGGACAUCAUCCACCUCUACCACCUGCUCUGGUCCGCCACCAUCCUCAACAUCGUUGGCCUGUUCCUGGGCAUCAUCACUGCCGCUGUCCUGGGGGGCUUUAAGGACAUGAACCCAACCCUCCCGGCACUGAACUGUUCUGUUGAAAAUGCCCAUCCAACUGUUGCCUACUAUGCUCGUCCUCAAGUGGCCUCCUACAAUACCUAUUACCAUAGCCCUCCGCACUUGCCGCCUUACUCUGCUUAUGACUUUCAGCAUUCCAGCAUCUUUCCAUCCUCCCCUCCCUCUGGACUUUCUGACGAGCCCCAGUCUGCCUCUCCUUCGCCCAGCUACAUGUGGUCCUCGAGUGCUCCACCCCGAUACUCUCCACCCUACUAUCCGCCUUUUGAAAAGCCACCCCCUUACAGCCCCUAAAGAAUGCCUGCUGGCUGUUGAGAUUGUUGUGGCUUUUGUAUUUCUGCUUUAGUGGAAGUGUGUAGGGUACAAAAGUUAAAGUCUGAUUCUUGCGCCUAAAGUUUUCCGAUGGCCUGCAGGCUAGGGAAAGAUAGAGAAGCUUAUUUGUUAUCAGUGCAGAGCUCCCAGGGCAGCGCACUCUCAGCAAGGCCCGAGAGCCAUCCCAGCAAGAAAUUUGUCAUAUAUGGACCUGCAUUACCCUAUGGCUCCACCUCUGUAUGCAGCAGAAGCGUGCCUGCCACCUGCUUCACUUUGUGCAAACGGAGUGUUGUCCUCGGGCCCUUGGCAGAUUGCCGCCCAGCACCUUGGUUGAAACACCUGGCUUGUAAGGCCCUAUCUUUUCCUACCACUUAAGUCAAUCCCUAAGGAAAAUUUCCCAGGUGAUGGGGCUACAUGGUAGUUCCAGUGCAGAGAGUUCUGGCUAAGAUUUUGUUUGCCCGUGUCUGGAUGUUGAAAAAGAGCUGCCCGAAUCUCUUACUCCUUUCUUCUCUGUAUUGUAAAAAAAUGGCUGUUGUGAUCAUUCAGCUCAGCUUUUGUGAUUGGUACCUCCCAAAGGGAAAAGUGCAAUAUUCCUUCGGGUUUAUGGGGAACAGGACUGAUUGUUCAAGAAGCACUGAAAUAACAGAGCAACACGUGAAGCGUUUUAUGUAGAUCUCAGUUAUACGUCAGAUAACUUGAGAGAUGUUGGCUCGACUACAUAUUGCAGAUGCUGCAGGAGAUAGAAAUCUUACGGUUAAAAUUCAGAGUUUAAAAAUGCUAGAUUAGGUUCUUGGGUCGUGUUAUGAACUGUUAACUAAUCUUUGUGACUAUUUAAUCUUCAAAUAUUGUGCUUCAACCCCAGCAAACCGCACGUAUCCUGCACCCCACCCCAAAAGAAUCAUCAGUAUUUUAAUGCCACUGCUCUUAUUGGUCCUUUUUUCUGUUGAGACCAAUCAUGACAGCGUUCAAGAUUAUGAGUGUUACAAUGCCGCUUCAAGCCUGCAAAACCUCAAAUGUAGCCAACUUGACAAAUUCUUAAGUGUUAUCGUAUAUUUAAAAUCCAUCUGGCCCACCGUGGUAGGUAUUUUUAUAGUUCUUUUACUUACACAAAGCUUUAAACCUCAAUCUGAUGAAUUUAACACUUUGGCACCCACACCUUCACUUCAGAAUGAACACUUUCAUUGCAAUCUCAUCAACCUAAGAAUUGACUGAUUUUAAAGGAAGACUGAUGAUUCUACACUUGCACAACAUUAAAAUAUAGGGCUAUAGGAGGGUACCUAAUUAAGACAGUUUCGCAGACACAGAACACAUACAGGAAAAAUUUCCAGCCAAUUUUGCUACCUCCCAACUUGAUGGAUUAGAGGUAGCAGGCAAACGCUGGUGCUCCCAUCUACCUUACAGACACCCAGCCAUCAAGAAUUAUCAAGGCACAAGUGCCCACAUUGCUCACAGUAAAUGUUUGCAAAACAUCCAGUUUAACUUUUAGCAUCAUGAAUGAUGUCUCAUCCAGAUUUCAAAUUUGAACAACUCUAAUCCUUUUGCGUUAUAUGAAAUUACUAUUAUUUUCUACAGUUCUAGCAUAUUAAAAUUCUAUUGGAUUUCAAAAAGGGUCUAAUAACCAAUUGACUAUACAAAUGUCAACUUGUAAUACUCAAUGAAUUUUUUUUUGCUGUUUACACUUUACAUUUUGCUUUAGUGAACAUACGAGUAUUUAUUUUGAAAAGGCACCAUUACACAGUAUAUCCUACAUUUAUCACAUUUCUUAAAAGUGUUAAGAUUCUAUGACUCAUUUCUAUGUAUUUUUCUUACUUUACAAAAUAACUUGAAACUAUAGAUUUUGUAACACUUAAUUUGAGCAGCUUCUUUUUUUAUUAUAUUGAAUUAUAAAGUGCAUGUUACCUUAGAAAAAUUAAUAUUUGCUGCUUUACUCUUUUGCAAAAACAUUUGCUGUAAUGAAAGAAUUUGUAUUUCCAAAAUGUACCUUGAUUGCAUUUUGUAAUAUUUACUGCUUUAUUCCAAAUCCUGCUUCAAAGUAUUGAACUGGGCAUGAAAUAUUAAAAUAUUAAUCCAGAACCCAUAUAAACUGGAUGUUGCUUAAAAUCUGUAUCACUGCCAUGUUGGAAACCCAAACUGCUUUUGUGAUGUUUCAAAUUAAUAAAAACCAUCCUCCUCCUUAUCACGUGUGUCUUCAGAGAAUCAACAAAAAAAGUAUCACAAAUGCUCUAAAGCAACUGACAGCAGCUGACUCACUUUUGACUAUUAUGGUUCAAGGCACAAUGGGCAUGCAAUUAACCAACAUAAAAAGCCUAACGGGAAAUCUUGUCAUGCUCUCAUCAGAAAUACAGUUCCAGUCGCCUGCUACAAAAAUUGAAAAACAGAAUAUAAAAGUCUAUAAAAUUUCUGAAAGGUCAUCUUGUAAAAAAUACACUCAAAAAUCAGAAUUAAAAACAUUUUAUUUUUGCCAUAAGAAGCUCUACGAACUAAUAUCAGGUAACGGUUAAUGAAAAGUAGAACUUAAAGUCAUGACAGGGGAGAUUGUACAAGUAUCAACAUUACAGUAUUGGGUAGAAAUGAACAAGGUUUCAUAUGAUUGACAGAAGUGAGAAAGCCAGUGCUGUUGAAUUAGCAGUGAAUUCUUUAGAAUAUGCCUGCCUUGGCAAUGCAAAAUACCGCAAUCAUGUUUACCAUUCGUUUUAUCUUUUUGGUACGAGAAAAAUGGAACAUCCAAUUCCUCAUAAUGGUUGUAUGUGGUGGAUCGUUACCACCAAAAGGAUAAUAACGAUCAUUUAAAAUAUAAAGUGAAUCUUGCAAGACUGCUAUGGCACUUAAAAAUCUUGGCUUAGUUUGAGCAUUUUCAUUUUCUGUCAUCUCUUUUAACAAACUGUUAUUUCAAACAGAACCUAUCCAAAAUAUUUAUAGGUAAUUUGGCUUAAGAGCAAAUUUGAGGCCAACUUGAGAGAAAAAAAUAGGAAUUUCAACUGCCAGAAAACUAAGUAUAAAAUAGAAAAACCCCAUCAUAAGUUUUGAACAGCAUCUUGCUAUUGAUUUCCAACCCCAUAAAUGCUGGUAGUGAAGGGGUUUAACCCCAUAGGAGUAUUCCGCAUGAAUUCUGAACUUUGGAUAUAGAGACUUCUAGAGAAACUGAAGAUCCUGACAUACGUGCAAGUAAGAGUCUUCUGGCAAAAAUACAAUUUAAAGUGAAUUUUCCAGUUUUCCUCCUCCCCAAAAAAACUCUACAAGAUACCUUCAGUAGGCCAAGUAGAAAUUUGAUACUCAGAAUUUACACAGAGCACAGCAGAAGCAAAUAAUUAUAUCCAGAUAAUUCAGAAUGGAUAGUUUUCCAUUGUAGAAUUAAUUCCUGGUUUGUCAUAAUAGCAAGUUAUGACAAACUAAUUUACCUUGCAGUUAAGUCUGAAAGGACUGGAAGCUCUGCUGGCAUCAGCAUCAUUCACCCUUUAGGAGAAUUAUGUCUAACUGGUGAAACAGCAUUAAUGAAACAAAUUGCCACUGACAAUAUUUCAGUAUAUACCCUAUAGUUAAAGAGUAAUGUUAUCAAUGCCUGCACAGAAAGGAAACAGAUACUGCAAUUCCAGAGAUCAGAGUCUUAAGUUAUAAAGUAAUUUAAAAUUUUCCAAGGAUUAGUUUAGACUGGUCUAAAGGUCUCAACUCACAGAACAGAAAACAGAUGCACAUCAUUCUAAUCCUUGGUAAGCAGAGGAUUGUAUUGUUUUUCUUCCUCCUUAUAUUACUGCAAAUACUGAUGCCUGAUACCCUCAGCUACCAUCGUAAGAAACACUGAAACCAUUAACUUCAAAACUAGCUUACUGUUAAAAGAA